This is a messenger RNA of Cladocopium goreaui, 565 nucleotides long. The record is from the annotation of a GenBank genome assembly. Lineage: Eukaryota; Dinophyceae; Suessiales; Symbiodiniaceae.
UUCUUCAGCAUUUGGUCCAAGUCGCAGUCACCGUGGUGACUCGCGGCGACGUUUGGACGGACCAGGGUCGGCGUGCGAAGUUUGGUCAUGUCGAACUCGGAAAUACAGACCAUAUCAAUUAGUGAUGGCAGCGCCCUGGAACUCUGCCGCCUCAACGAAGUGGACGACGCCACCUGGGCGGAGCUGACGGACUUCGUGGCGAAAUGUCCGGAGACAGCGCAGACAUUGCAAGGUAUGGCAAGGAAUCCGGAGGCCAUGCAAGGUUGGUUGCAGCUGCGUGCGGCGGCAGAACAUUAUCAGAUGAAAGUGCAUCGUAGCAGUACCAUGACGCAACUUCUGGAAACCUUGGAGGCGGAUCCAGCGCUGGGUCACAUCUUCCAGGAUUUGCGGAAGAACGGUGUUAAGGCCGCGUUGACUUACUGCAAUGAAGAAAUGAUGAUGGACAUUAGUGAAAAGGUUCGCACAUAUUUUCAAGAAUGGGUCACUUUGGUAUGGAUGAUGUGGUGUGAUGGCAGGCAUGUUGGUGGAAACAAUCUUGAAAUUCAUGAGAUAUAAAGAAAGUGAG